ACGUAGAGUGUAGAGACAUUAUAGUAAUUUUGGGGGAAAAGCAUGAUGAAAAGUAACAGAGCUGCAAUUGUGGUGAUGAUUAUGUUGGGUUUUAUACAAAUUCUAAGUGUUGAGGCAGUAAACACUUGUCCUGUACAGUGCGGUUUACUGUGUUUUGUUUCUGAUGGCCCAUCAUUCGUGGAAUGUUAUGAUAAAUGUAUUGCAAAAUGCAAAAAGGUGCCUGCGAGUGCCUACAAUUGUAUUACAAAGUGUGGCGUCAACAAGACAGUCACUGUUACUAUUGAUGAUCGUGGUCAUGUGGCUGAUGUGGUUGAUUCCUGUUUGCAAAAUUGUCCCAGAUUGGAAGAGUAAUUGAUUAACAUUCCAGAGCAC
Molecule: messenger RNA, 372 nt
Organism: Vigna radiata var. radiata (mung bean)
Lineage: Eukaryota; Viridiplantae; Streptophyta; Magnoliopsida; Fabales; Fabaceae
Exons: 2
Coding region: 43-351 (102 amino acids)
Source: RefSeq, a predicted model, not a curated record